UACAGAUUGGCGAGCACCAACAGGUGCCUGCCCCACAGGCUUCCCAGUACAAACACAUUCCGCCCUCUCGUCACUCCCAGCAUGCGUACCCAAUCAGGCCGUGGUUUCACCCAUGGAGCCAUGGCCACAAAGAGACGAAGGGACAAGAGAGCUGAACAGUGUGUGCUGCUGAAGGUGCCAACUCGCUGCCAUCCAACUGGAGGUGUCCAUGUAGCUAAGAGCUAGAAAGGUGUGUGUUUACAGGAAGCUCCGUCUAGAUUCCAGGUGUGGACACGGAGGGGUCAAACUGGCUAUAUAAAAGACAGUGGGACCUUUGAUUGCACAUGCAAGUGUAAGAUGUCAUGAUUGUCAUGAUUGGACAAUUGAAGAUGAGGAUGAUCAGUAAUGCGAGGAUGAACGUGUUUAUCAUCAUAUGCAGCUGCCUUUGUCUCACUUUUACAGAACCCUUGAAUUAUUAGGCAGUCCCAAAAAAUAUGAGCCUCAGAAACAGAGCGGAGGCUCCAUCAGAAGCUGUUUGAGAACUACAACAUGAAAGUCAGACCAGCUCGUUACUGGGAGGAGAAGGUGAUGGUUCGGGUGGGGAUGACCCUCUCUCAGCUCGUCAGCUUGAACGAGAAGAACGAAGAGAUGACAACCAACGUGUUCAUGAAUCUGGCAUGGACAGACUACAGGUUGUCAUGGAACCCAGCGGAAUAUGACAACAUUGAUGUUUUGAGGAUUCCUCCCAACAAGGUGUGGCGUCCUGACAUCUACCUCAUAAACAAUAAUGAUGGUCAGUUUGACGUGGCUCUGUACGUCAACGUCUUGGUUUACAGUGAUGGGACAGUCAACUGGCUUCCCCCAGCCAUCUACCGCAGCUCCUGCUCUAUACAGGUGUCGUACUUCCCAUUUGACUGGCAGAACUGCAGCAUGAUUUUCCGCUCGUACACCUAUGACGCCUCUGAGGUGGACCUGCAGUACUUUCUGGACGAUGAAAGCAGAGAGAUCAAAGAGAUUGUUAUAGAUGAGAACGCUUUCACUGAAAAUGGAGAAUGGGCCAUCUGUCACAAACCCUCCAGAAAGAACGUAAAGGAAGACCUGUACGAGGACAUCACCUUCUACCUCAUCAUACAGAGGAAGCCUCUUUUCUACAUCAUCAACAUCAUCGUGCCCUGCAUCCUCACCAGCGUGUUGGCUAUAUUUGUCUUCUACUUGCCUCCCGGAGCAGGAGAGAAGAUGACUCUCUCCAUUUCCGUCCUCAUCGCUCUGACUGUCUUCAUGCUUCUGCUGGCUCAAAAGGUCCCCGAGACAUCCCUUGGCAUCCCAAUCAUUGUCAACUAUGUCAUGUUCACUAUGAUCCUGGUCACAUUCUCUGUCAUCCUAAGUGUAGUCGUCCUCAAUCUGCACCACCGAACGCCCAGCACACACAUCAUGCCAAACUGGGUUCGAAAGGUAUUUAUUCAGUUCCUGCCCAAGUAUAUCGGCAUGACAAGGCCAAACCCAGAGGAAAUUGAAGAGGCGGAUUCUGAAGAGAAGCUGCCCAUCCGAACCUUCAAUGGCAGGCAGCCUGGAGGGGAGUAUUUCUUCCGCAAGAUCAACCCUGAUCUCGUCAUACCCUGGAGAGGCAGGUGUGAGAGCACAGUGCACCUCCAGCGGCUGCCGGACACUGACAACUACUGUCUGAUCCUCCCUCCCAACCUGAAGUCGGCCAUCUCUGCCGUGACAUACAUGGCCGAGCAGCUAAAGAAGCAGGACACGGAUGACACGAUGACAGGAGACUGGCAGUUCAUUGCCCUCGUGGUGGACCGUCUCUUCCUGUGGUUGUUUGUCAUCAUCACCACCCUGGGCACCCUGGCCAUGUUCCUGGACGCCAGUUUCAACUAUACACCCGACGACCCCUUUCCAUAGAAGACAACAAACACACACACACAGUUGGAGUUUGAUACACUGGUUGUCACUUCUUCUUAUUGGUGAUUUCUGACAUCACCAGAUCUGACUUUCCAUAAAUACCUAUUCCAUAUUCCAAUAUUCCAGAUUUCUGUUGUGAGCCUCUGAAAUGUUUUGUCAGGUCAGAUUGCAAAAGAAAACGUGUCACAUUUGCAUAAAGUAGAACCAUGUACAGAUAACCUACAUGAUAACAGAAUCAAUGUAUAGAUUUGUGGAAGCUAUAUGUGGUAACAAUGGUUUUGCAGUAUUGUUUGUCUAAAUAAUGUAUUUAACAAAUUGUGAUAUUUGUUAUUUGAUUCUGAAAGCUUGAAAUAUGUUUUUCUCAUAAGUAAAACAGUUUGUUUAAUGAAUGUGCCUUCUGGUUUUUGUGGAACAUGCAGGAAACUACUAGCUUGUGUUUCACUCUGAUGCAAUAACAGUGAUUGUGCUUAGUGAUUGUUAUGUUGGCCUGUGGGCAGUAGAGGGCAGUAAUAUAAUGUUAAUUUAAAGCACUGCUGUUCAGAGGGCUGCAAAAGGCACAUUUAUAGUUCUUAUAAGGAGAAUGUUUUUUUUGUCAGUCUCCCAUUGCAUAUAAAUAUAAGAAGGUUUAAUACUAUUGUUCUGCUUUGGGUCCUGGGGACCUCUCUCAAACAUAAGCAACAUCAUUAUAACAUACUGGACAUUUCUUUGUCCGUGAUAGAUUUAGAGCCAGCUUUAGUAUA
This is a messenger RNA of Epinephelus moara (kelp grouper), 2627 nucleotides long. RefSeq names its product cholinergic receptor, nicotinic, beta 1 (muscle) like (gene chrnb1l). Gene Ontology annotation, molecular function: acetylcholine-gated monoatomic cation-selective channel activity; transmembrane signaling receptor activity. The coding region runs from base 529 to 1887 and encodes 452 amino acids. Gene Ontology annotation, cellular component: postsynaptic membrane; synapse; neuron projection. The transcript has 12 exons. The record is from RefSeq and is a predicted model, not a curated record. Gene Ontology annotation, biological process: regulation of membrane potential; signal transduction; monoatomic ion transmembrane transport. Lineage: Eukaryota; Metazoa; Chordata; Actinopteri; Perciformes; Serranidae.